Molecule: messenger RNA, 2177 nt
Organism: Eufriesea mexicana
Lineage: Eukaryota; Metazoa; Arthropoda; Insecta; Hymenoptera; Apidae
Product: arylsulfatase B
Exons: 10
Coding region: 1-2148 (715 amino acids)
Molecular function (GO): sulfuric ester hydrolase activity
Source: RefSeq, a predicted model, not a curated record
AUGGACAACUUAUCGCGAAUAAUGGGAUACACCGCGGUCGUUCUUCCCCUUUUCCAUCAACUUAAUUUCGAGAUGAAUGUCGCGUUGGUAGCACACCUUUUCAUCGUGCUGCUCUUCUUUGAGUUAAUGGUGACAAGCGUGAACGCGAUUUUCUUUUCGUCUUUCCUGUCCACGUCGAAAGCGAAAACAAACUUCCCAACGCCAGCUAAGCAAAAGCCUCAUAUCAUCGUCAUUCUUGCCGAUGACAUGGGGUGGAACGACGUAAGCUUUCACGGAUCAAACCAAGUCCCCACGCCUAACAUCGACGCCCUCGCAUACAAUGGUAUCAUUUUGAAUAAUCAUUACGUUCCUGCCUUGUGCACUCCGAGCAGAUCCGCUUUAAUGACCGGAAAAAAUCCGAUACAUCUGGGCAUGCAACAUUCUGUUCUCUACGCAGCUGAACCACGAGGGCUCCCCCUAAGCGAAAAAUUACUACCCGAGUACUUGAAAGAAAUAGGCUACAGAACACACGCCGUGGGAAAAUGGCACUUAGGAUACUUCAGAAAGGAGUAUACUCCGACGUAUCGUGGAUUUGAGACACAUUUUGGGUACUGGAACGGUCUUCAGGAUUAUUACACGCACAUUGUGCAAGAACCAGAUCCGCAAUUCAGCCAGUUCAGAGGCUUCGACAUGAGACGAAAUCUCACAGUGGCAUGGGACACCGCAGGAAAAUACGCGACAGAUCUAUUCACAAACGAAGCUGUACGACUAAUUAACGAACACAACACUGAUGAACCAAUGUUUCUAUAUCUAGCCCACCUGGCUCCUCAUAAAGGAAAUAAUAAUCAACUAUUGCGAGCACCCGACGAAGAGAUUGCCAAAUUUUCAUACAUCCUUGACCCCGAAAGAAGAAUCCAAGCAGCUGUCGUGUCGAAAUUAGAUCAAAGCGUCGGCGAAGUGAUGGAUGCACUACGAAGUCGCGGCAUGUUGGAGAACAGUAUAGUACUCUUCAUGAGCGACAACGGUGCACCGACAGAGGGUUUCCUGAGUAAUCAAGGCAGCAAUUACCCUCUUCGAGGCAUGAAGGACAGUCCAUGGGAAGGUGGGACGAGAGGAGUUGCAGCUAUCUGGAGUCCUCUCAUUAAAAAGUCUAAAAGAGUCUCGAAUCAAAUGAUGUUCGUGUCCGAUUGGCUUCCAACACUCCUGUCUGCAACAGGAGUGAAUGGGAAGCAACUUGGGAACAUCGAUGGAUUCGACCUCUGGCCGACUUUGGUAUCGGAUAAGAUCAGCUUUAGAUCCGAUGUAGUGAUCAACAUCGACGAUCUUAGUAAUUAUGCCGCUAUCAGACGUGGCGAUUUUAAAUAUGUUAUUGGUCAGACAGAAACUGGUGGUGCCUGGGUCGGAGCAACUGGAGAAUCAUCUGAAGGGAUUUCUCCGCGAUACGACCCCGAUAAAAUAUUGUACAGCAAAACGGGUGUCGCCAUUUCCGGUGUAAUUACCGCCAGACAAGCAAUGGAAUUAAAUGAAAGAAGAAAGAGAAGUGCACGAAACAUAAACAAUACUCCUCCGAAAACUAAUUUCCAAGAGAAAAUACUCACCGCCGAAAACAUUUCCGAAUUGCGAAAGAAAGCACAGAUAAAAUGCAACGUUAAAGAGAAAGACAGAAUUUCUUGCGACCCUAUGAAAGCACCGUGUCUCUUCAAUAUAGAAAAAGAUCCUUGCGAAAUGGUGAAUCUUGCUGACAGAAGACCAGUGAUCUUGGCUAUCUUAGAAAGAAUUCUGAUGAAGUAUAGAUUAACAGUGAUACCGCCUAGUAAUUUGGACGGAGACCCCAGAGCGGAUCCAUCACUUUGGAAUAAUACUUGGACCAGUUGGGACGAACCUAAUCCGUUAGCACUUGCUUAUCUGAAUACUGAAGAAUUUCAACAGUAUUCCGGUCCAGCGAUCGCACUGAUGUCUAUCAUUUUUGGUCUUUUCGUUGUCGGAAUAAUGACGCUGCUUGCUUUGAAGUGUGGAAAAAAUAACUCGAGCAACUUAGAAAAUUCUGAAUAUCAGAAUUAUCGUGAAGACGUCAGUACUACAAACGGCAACGAAGAAUCAUUUCCUAUGUCUAGAAUUAUACCAAAUAUGAGACAAAAUGGUAUGCCUAAACACAAACAAAUAAAUUGACGAUUUCGAACGAGAUACACGAGAAUUGA